Messenger RNA from Pseudopipra pipra, 771 nucleotides. It is a transcript of the gene MZB1, whose product is annotated as marginal zone B and B1 cell specific protein. Gene Ontology annotation, biological process: regulation of B cell proliferation. Lineage: Eukaryota; Metazoa; Chordata; Aves; Passeriformes; Pipridae. The record is from RefSeq and is a predicted model, not a curated record. Gene Ontology annotation, cellular component: endoplasmic reticulum chaperone complex; extracellular region. Bases 38 to 643 code for a protein of 201 amino acids. The transcript has 4 exons.
CCCGCAGCUCCCCCGGCGCUGUGAGCAGCGGGGCAGGAUGGGGCCGGCAGGGAGAGGCAGGAUGGGGCCGGCGCUGGCGGCGUGGCUGGCCCUGAGCCUGCUGGGGGGGCCGAGGGCCGAGGAGAUGUGUGGGGACCCCCCCGCCGCCCGGUCCCACUCCGUCCCUGCGCCCCAGCUCAGCCCCGAGGAGCAGCUCUCGCCCCACAUGCCCGAGUCCCUGCGCUGUGACGCCUGCAGAGCCAUCGCCUUCCAGAUUGAGGAGCAGCUGAGCAGAGCGGAGGGGAAGAUGGGCAGGAAGGCACUGAAGGAGUCCGACUACAUGGAGGUGCUGGAGAGGAGCUGCUCACAGGGCUGGGAGAGUUAUGGGGUGCAGGAGCUGGACGGGCAGAAGCGCCUGGCGGGGCCGGGGCUGCCCAGUCGGGAGCCCGUGAGCGUGAUGGUGUCGGGGGGACCGUGGCCGGGCAGGCUCUCCAAGAUGUGCCACGGCUACGUGGGCGAGCAGGGGGAGGCGCAGAUCUACGAGAGCCACCGGCGGGGCCCGGCGGCGCUGCGGGAGCUGCUGUGCCACGGGGACAAGGGGCCCUGCGGCGGCGGUAAGGCCGGGGCGCCCGCCCGCCCCAAGGCGCUGCAGAACGAGCUGUAGCCCCGGCGCGGUUAAUGCUUAAUGCCCCGGCGACCUUCGGAGCCGACUUCGUCCCCGGCGGGAGCCGACACGUGCCGGGCGGUGGGAGCCCUCCCGGUGUCGCCUGUCGCCGCUGUCGCCGCUGUCCC